Plasmodium vinckei vinckei is the source of this 1557-nucleotide messenger RNA. RefSeq names its product conserved Plasmodium protein, unknown function. Gene Ontology annotation, molecular function: crossover junction DNA endonuclease activity; four-way junction DNA binding. NCBI's taxonomy places the organism in Eukaryota, Apicomplexa, Aconoidasida, Haemosporida, Plasmodiidae. The transcript has a single exon. Gene Ontology annotation, biological process: reciprocal meiotic recombination; meiotic DNA recombinase assembly. The coding region runs from base 1 to 1557 and encodes 518 amino acids. The record is from RefSeq and is a predicted model, not a curated record. Gene Ontology annotation, cellular component: replication fork; Rad51C-XRCC3 complex; Rad51B-Rad51C-Rad51D-XRCC2 complex.
AUGAUAACAAAAUCUGCAAAUCCUGAAAAGAUCGUUACACCUAUAAUUAACAAACAGAGCAUAGAACCAAUAAAAAUAAAAAAUUUGCAUGAACUAGAAUAUGAAUUAAAUAAUAAAAUAUACACAAAUAUAUAUUCUUAUAAUCAGGUGUGUAACGGUAUAUAUGUUUGCAGAGGAAUAAAUAGUAUUACAGGAAAAAAAAAUAGUGGGAAAACUAGCUUAUGUUCACAUAUAUGUGUAAAUAUAUAUUUUAAUGAUUUACUACAAUUUUUUCAUCUCUUUUAUUCAACAUAUUUUGAUUUUGAAAUAUUUUUGCAAAAUAUAAAUAUAGAAAAUAAAAUUUCAUCGAAAACAUUGCGAGAUUUAAAUAAAAUACGAAAUAUAUUUAAAAAUCAAAAUAAGUCUUUUGAAGAACUUAUCGAACUAAUUAAAUAUUUUUAUAGUUUGUUUAUUGAAUUAUUUGAAAAAGAAUAUGAUGACACCAAUAAUAAUCAUACCAAAAUUUUAAACGCUAUUUACAAUCUUUCUAAGGAUAGUAGUAAAAAAUAUAACAACUUUUCAAAAAAACGAGUUAUAUACCUAGAUUUGGAUAACAGUUUUUACAUUGAAAGAUAUAAAAAUAUGAUUUAUUCUUCCAUUGAAAAACUUAAAAAAUUAUUAAACACUUAUAUAGAAUUUUGUUCUGAAAAAAAGACAUAUUUAUUUUUAUUAUUGUUUCAAAAUUUUAAUAAAGUUACUAACAAGAGAAGGCCAUUUAAUCUAUUUUUUUCAAACACAUAUGAAGAAUGUAAUAUUUUUAUAAAUACAUUUAAUAAAUAUUUAAAAAAAUAUAUAUAUAAUAUUACAUUUUCGGAAGUUUUGUUAAAUUUGCAGAUUUUAAAAAUUUUUAAUUUUCAAGAACUUAUUAAUGUUAUACAAUAUAUUUAUAAGCACACACAAAAAUAUGAGCAAAAUUUAUUUAAAUAUUUUAAUAAAUAUGUUCCUUCAAAUUUAGGGGCAUUAGUAAUAGACAAUUUGAAUUAUUUGUACAAAAGUAGUUACUCUUACGACAAUGUAAAUGCUCUCAAUAAUUUGAAUAGUAAAAAGAAUGCCAUAAAUAAUGAGUAUAUAAAUUUAUUAAAAAUAUUGUCACGGCUAUCUACACAAUAUAAAAUAGCUAUUUUAGUGACAAAAAAUAAAAAUAAUUUUUUUAAUAAAUAUGAAGAAUAUUUUAACACACAAUAUUCAAAAUAUUUAUAUAAUAAUAUAAAUAUAAAAUUUAUUACACACAAAUUAUUUUGGGAAUAUAAUUCUCAAGUAAAUACUAACAUACCUAGUCAGUUUGAAAAUAAGCACAAAAAAAAUGACAAGCAUAGUCAUAGCAAACAAAUGAAUAUUGACAGUUUUAAUAAUUCAUCGUCUAGUGAUGAAAGUUUUCAACAAUUUGAAGAAAACGCAGAUCUAUCAUUUUGUGAAAAAAAAUAUAAUCAAAGAUAUAUUAAAAUUAAAAAAAAAGGAAAAAUUACCAUGUGCUUUUUUGAAAUAACUGAAUAUGGUAUCCAAACAUUACUUAAUUAG